CAUUCGCUGGAAGGCAGAGUCGGGGAUACCGCGCCUGUCUGCCGGCUGCUCGGUUCCUAUAGACACAGUCCGCUCACCUCCACUUCUUUAUAACCAAUCUAGUGCUAACGAUAAACCACUAAAAUAUAAUUCAAAAUGUGAACUCAUGAAAAGGGAAAGAGUUAUCAUUGGAUAAAUUAUUCUGAAGUUCGAAGUUUGUUAAUUUUGUGACCAAAAGUUGGAUAUCAUGAUAACAACCAUGACGUCAUUCAUAUUGUUGAAGACAAACUCUUUUUUGUUGAGGAUGAAUAGAGAGGAUAACGUGAACUGGUUCCAUGGAAAAAUAUCACGAGAAACUGCAGAAAAAUUGCUAAAAGAAGAGGGCGAGGAUGGUGUUUUCUUGGUACGUGAAAGUAAUACUUCUCCAGGAGACUAUGUGCUAUCUGUAUUACACCAGGGAGAGGUAGUGCAUUAUCAGAUUCGGAGGCAUGGUGAGGAUGCUUUCUUUUCAAUAGAAGAGCAUACAACUGUACAUGGACUUGACACACUUAUCCAACAUUACCGAGGAGACUCCAAUGGCUUGGUCACUCGGCUUUCUGUUGUCUGCAAAGGGCAGCCACCGCCUCACGAAUCUCGUACACAGGGGAAUACCAACCUCUUACAUAGGGCGACAGAAGCGGGUGACUACACAGUGGUGUCACAACUGCUAGCGUGCGGGUACCACAGCCGUGACGCCAAGAACAAAGAUGGCCAGACCGCAGUGCACAUAGCGGCUAAAGCCGGCCGCGAUAAGAUCCUCGCAAAACUCAUAGAAAGCGGCGCCACCGUCAACGUCAGAGACUCUUUUGGAUACACACCAUUGCAUUACACUUGCCAAAACAACCUGCCGAGCACAGCAGAGUUGCUGAUCACGAAGGGGCACGCGAACUACCAAAUGCGGCACGCGGUCAGCGGCAAGGUGCCCAUGCACGACGCAGCACAGAGGGGACACAUUGAAUGUAUUCAGGUGUUGUUGAAACUGAAAGCGCCGGCGCAUCCGAGAACGAUUGCACAAGACACGCCAGCGCAAUUAGCUAAACACCAUGGACAUACGGAAUGCUAUGAACUACUCAAAAAUUUCCAACCGGAGCCGCCCAAGACGUCAAAAAGCCAGUGGUACCACGGCACAUUGAACCGGGACGAAGCCGUGAAACUCCUAGAGGAUUACUGCAAGAUCCACAAUUUGAAGGAUAAGACUUCAGAUGGGGUGUUCCUGGUGCGCUACAGCGAGCGACACACCGGCGCCUACGUUCUCACCAUGCUGUGUGAGAACACUUCCUACAACUACAUCAUUAGGAAAGACAACAACGGGCUGUUCAUAGACGACGGCCCGUACCUGGAGUCGCUGGAGCGGCUCGUGGAGCACUACUCGCUGGUGCCCGACGGGCUGCCCGCGCGCCUCGCGGCGUCCGUGCCCCCGCAACCCAAGCCGCCACUUCCAGAGUUCUCCACAAUGCCACGCACAAAGAAACCAUCGCCGAGCCGCGCCGCCAUGAACCAGACGCUAUCCCUAGUCAAGCACGACAUCUUAGACAAGAUGUCACAACCCACUCCCAACAACAACACGUUCGAAAUGUUAACUAGAAACCUUUCCUUUUCGUCGGAUUUCGCGAACGAUAGUCUAAAUAAUAAUGAAUGCCAAGACGAUGACACGUACAAAGUGCCAGCCAAUAACACGGCGGUCGUCACGCUAGCUGAAAAUUACAACGAGAUUUCUAUCAAUUCUGAUGGACAAUUAUCUACUUUACAAGAAUUUAUCCCAAUGACCGAGUUAACGCUCGGCGCGGUGUUAGGCGAAGGGGAGUUCGGUUCGGUUCUCCGCGCCACACACACAGCCCCCGGACAGCCGCCCGUACAAGUGGCCGUGAAGACGUUACACAUGCAGCACACUGACACCAACAAGGAGGAGUUCCUGGCUGAGGCCAAACUGAUGAUGGCGUUGAGGCACCGCUGCAUAGUGCGGCUCAUUGGUGUCUCUCUGGGUCCUCCUUUAGCAAUGGUACAAGAGCUCGUGCCUCUAGGGUCCCUACUGGAAUAUUUAGUGAGGAACCCGGACAAGAUAUCGGUGGGGUAUGAGCUGCGGCUGUGGGCGUGCCAGGUGGCAUGCGGCAUGCGGUAUCUGGAGAGGAGGAGAUUCGUGCACAGGGACCUGGCUGCCAGGAACAUACUGCUGGCUACCAGGCAUCAAGUGAAAAUCAGUGACUUCGGUUUGUCCCGCGCGCUGUCGGCGGACAGCUCGUACUACAAGGCGCGGCGCGGCGGCAAGUGGCCCAUCAAGUGGUACGCGCCGGAGUCCUACAACUACGGCACCUUCAGCCACGCCUCCGACGUCUGGAGCUACGGCGUCACGCUGUGGGAGAUGUUCUCCUUCGGCCGCCAGCCCUACGGCGACAUGAGGGGCAUUGAGGCAAUACAACUAGUAGAAAGCGGGAAGCGUCUAGAAAGGCCAUCGGAAUGUCCGGAGGAGAUCUACCAAGUGAUGCUGGACUGCUGGGCCUACUGCCCCGACCAGCGGCCCAGCUUCCGGCAGCUGGUGGACGUGUUCUCGCGCCACCCGGACUACGUCAACAUCAGCCAGCUGGCCAUGGGGAACGACGACGAUGACGUCAUUGUCUAAAAUGAGAAUCCCGCCCGUUUGCACCGACGCAACUUCCACAGCUUUCCUUACCAGUCUCUUGAGAAACUUCACUAAAAGUUAGUUUCUAUGGGAUAGAAACAAUAUCACCUGAUAGAAAAUAGAAGUUGCUUCGAUCCUAUAGAAAGCAAUAAAUUAAAAAUGCCUAUCGAUCAGUUUUGAAUAACAUUUCAAAAUUGUGAUAUCAUGUUAAAUUAAAUAGACAGCAGCGCCCUUACUGGACGUCAUUGUGAGUGAGUAUUGACACUUGAUUAUUUCUUUAAAUUUUUCUUACAUUCGUUUGUUCUGUUACUUGCCAUUUAACUAUCUUUUUCUAUUCAUACUUUCUCUGACGAAUGGUGACGUCUGAUUAAAUAUGCUGCUUGAUACCGGCAAUUAAUAUAGUGUUGAGAGAAAAGUGGAUAUCGAUGAUUUGGACUCUGAUGUUUACCAAACGUUAGUUUAGUAUUAUUCAUUUUGUAAAUUUUGUCGAACUAUCAAUAAUUUAGUUAAUAGUAUAAAUCGUCAGUUCCGCAAACUCUCAAGCGAUCAACAACGAAGACAUUAUGUAAGUGUAAAUAAACUUGACAAUGAUUUGCACAAGUUUUUUAAAUCAGCAAUGUCACUCAGUAAUUAUAAUAUUACUAAGUCAUAGCUAAAGACUAGUGUUUGUGAAAUUCAAAUUAGUAUAAUUUUAUUGAUGAAGGACUUAUAUUAUACAUUAGGAAGAUAUUUACAAAGUUUUAUAUUCUAGGCUUCAUUUCUUGAAAAUCUAGUAAUCCGACUAGAUUAACUAGAUAGAUUUUGCAUUUUAUUUCACAAAAACUAUGUACAAAUCAUAAAUACAUUAUUUGUAGAUAUGGAAAUGUUUAAGACAUAUAAUAAUACGCGUAUUGUCCGUUCUUUCCGUAUUUUAUUCUACAUAUAGUAGAUUAUUUACAGAAAUUAAGCUGUUACUAGUAACCGCCUAAAACAAAAGGAAUUGAAUAUAUUGGAGUAAGAAAAAUAUAAUUUCGUUUUAAAAAAUAUAAUGAAAUCUAUAAUGUAAUAAUUUACAAAUAAGAUUUAGCCUAAAAAUUGGUUUUGAAGUAAUCUUAUAGAUUUAUAGGCAGCUAGCGUUUGGAACUCUUAUAUAUUAUAUUGUGGGUAGAUCUUCGGAAACUGUGUAAUGUGAAUGCCUAUUUGUACUGCCGUCUAUGACAGACGUGCAAAUAUUUUACAUACGAGCUUUAUAAGUAGUAUUUGAUAAGGAAAGUAUAUUUGCCAGACGUGCCUACUUUAUUCAACUAUAUGAACAUAAUUGUAAAUAAUGUUGUUUUUAUGUUUUUGUUAAAAUAUUGGGAAAAAUACUAAAAUUUUCAUAUGUAACUAUUUUACUUCUAAUUUACGACGAUUAUUUUAUUUUUCUACAUGUGUUUUGCAAAAUUUGGAAUGAAAAAUAUUCUGUACAUUCCAUUUUAAAUAGUAGAAAUAUAAGACGAUUUCCUAUUACACUAAAGUAGCCAAAUUCGACACAUUUCAUCCAUCGCGGAUUCCGAUGUUUUUACAUCAGCGAAAAUUCCUGCACACAAAUAGGUAGUAAUAAAAAUAAAUUUAGAUCUGUUUCCCAUAGAAAAAUUCAAAGGUGCCACUGGACUGGGCUCACCCAUUUCUGGGUAACCUAUUAAAAAUGUGUAAUAUUCCUAACAAUGUAAAUAUUCAGAUGUAUUUUAUGUUAUUUUUAUUUAUGUAUUUUAUGUUGAUAGUAAUCAAAGCUUUUAUUUUUUAGGAGAAAUUAAUGUGAAGUUUUAAGUCAAUGCUUUUUGUAAUUAAAUGUCGAAAUGCCAUUUAUAUGCCAUAGUAGAGGAUUUUCAUAUCAAACCGUAAUGAUUGCCAUGAGGUUGUGUUAUAUAAUGUACAAAAAGCUAUAUAGUUACCCGAUUUAUAUGUUUAUUAUUUAGAGAAUUUAUAUUAAAUUCUGUAUGAGUCUGAUUUAGCUUAUAUGUUUUAUAAUGUGACAGAUCUUAUUUUUAAUUAAGAAAAUGUGAUAAAUGGUAUUUAUAAAUAAAUAACAAAUUACGUUGAAGAA
Messenger RNA from Plodia interpunctella (Indianmeal moth), 4700 nucleotides. It is a transcript of the gene Shark, whose product is annotated as SH2 ankyrin repeat kinase. The transcript has 14 exons. NCBI's taxonomy places the organism in Eukaryota, Metazoa, Arthropoda, Insecta, Lepidoptera, Pyralidae. Gene Ontology annotation, molecular function: protein binding; ATP binding; protein tyrosine kinase activity. Gene Ontology annotation, biological process: protein phosphorylation. The record is from RefSeq and is a predicted model, not a curated record. Bases 227 to 2635 code for a protein of 802 amino acids.